GCAAGUGAACUGAAAUCGCACCCAUUCCUGGUACACCUGGACUGGGAACUGGUUAAGCGACAGCACUUGGAACCGCCAGUCAUUCCUCCGCAGGAUGAAGUAAAUGCUGCCGAUGCUUUAGAGAUUGGCGCUUUUGAUGAAGAGGACGUCCAGGGCAUAAAGCUGACGAAGGAGGAUCAAGCAAUUUACGACAGUUUCGACGUCGUAAUUGCCGAUCGCUGGCAAAAUGAAAUCGUAACUACAAUCUUCGACGCGGUUAAUGAGGAGUUUGAUCAAAUUGAACAUAAAAGGCGACAGAAACUACAGCAGAAACUAAAGCAACUCUCCCAGGCUAUGAGUGGGCCCAACUCCUCUCCUGCUCACGAGACUGAAGUGGAUCCAGCCGAAGCUGAAGCUUCUCGGUUUGUCUCAAAGUACCUCUCCGGCACCACGAACUUUGCUUUGCAACAGGAGACAUGGGAACGACAGCAAUCGAGCACUUAUCCACAAAAAGCUUGCCCGGAAAGCGCCACCACUAAGCAGGCAUCAAUUGAAGAGGAUGUGAUUCCCAGUUGGCCAGCUGAUUUAUUACUCGAAUGGUGGAUAUCCCCGGAGACCUACGGGUGUGGUCCAUCGGACUGCCUAAUCGAAAGUGAACUCCUUCGUCUGGGUGGUCCAUUUUUGCACACAUGGCACAAGAAGCACGUUCGCUUGUUUCCAAAUCGUCUUGAAAUCUAUCACAAGACCCAACAAGGAAUACCCCUGAAAGGGGCUGAGUCAGUUUCCAUGCUGGAUUUUGGAUCUAUUUAUCCAUCGCUUCAGAAGGUCAACAAGUAUGAAAAUGUUGUCAUAAUCGUUCUGAAAGACCAGUCGAAAAUCUUCUUCACUUCAACGGACCAAAUAAUAAUCGAAACAUGGCUGUGUGAAUUACUACAGGCAUUCCAAAACUCUAGCCAGGUGCUGAGUACAGUCAGUCGUAAGGUGUACUGGAUCUACGGAAUUGAUGAGCCAAAGCUGUACGCGCGUGCGGCUCCAUCGUCACAGAAUGAAACCAAUGCGAAUAGAGCCACUGUAUCUACGGUAAGUGACAUCAAUGCCAAACGGAAGACCUUCCAACGAAUGCACUCCUUCCAAACUGUAAUCGGACAAAAACAUAAUUCCCCUCCCGUUACACGCGCAGACACAAUCUCUUCACUUGGCCGUCGAGCUAUUAUGAAGACGAUCAAUCGCACAACAUUAGCUCAAAGUCAGGACAAUGAGUAG
Molecule: messenger RNA, 1242 nt
Organism: Dibothriocephalus latus
Lineage: Eukaryota; Metazoa; Platyhelminthes; Cestoda; Diphyllobothriidea; Diphyllobothriidae
Source: the annotation of a GenBank genome assembly